Messenger RNA from Plectropomus leopardus (leopard coralgrouper), 1329 nucleotides. The record is from RefSeq and is a predicted model, not a curated record. Lineage: Eukaryota; Metazoa; Chordata; Actinopteri; Perciformes; Serranidae.
CUUCGUUCAGCGGCUGCUGGAGCACCGGUUAACCGGCGCGGUCGAGGCGGCGGGCACCGAGGCAGAGGGCGCUUCAACGUUCGCCGAGACGGGCCCAUGAAAUUUGAGAAAGACUUUGACUUUGAGAGCGCCAACGCCCAGUUCAACAAGGAGGAGAUCGACCGAGAGUUUCAGAGCAAGCUCAAGCUGAAAGAUGAGAAGACUGAGAAGGCGGAGAAAGCCGUGAACGGAGAGGACAAGGGCGACUCGGGGGUCGAGACCCAGAACAGCGAAGGCAACGCUGAUGAGGAGGGCGACCCACUUGGACCCAACUGCUACUACGACAAGUCCAAGUCCUUCUUUGACAACAUCUCCUGUGACGACACCAGGAAAGCCAAUGAGAAGUCUGGAGUGUCGGGUUUCCCGAGGGAGCGGAGGCAGACCUGGGCCGAGGAGAGGAGGAUGAACGCAGAGACGUUCGGAAUCCCCCUCCGCCAGGGUCGAGGCCGCGGAGGUUACCGUGGACGCGGAGGUAUGGGCUUCCGCGGAGGUCGGGGUCGUUCGGCCAGCAGAGGGUCCUUCGGGCCGCCUCACGGAGGCGGCGGCUUCAGGGGAGGAUACAGAGGAAACCAGGCCGGGCGAGAGUUCGCCGACUUAUCAGCAUACAGGAAGGACAACAAGGUGGCUGCGUAGUGUCGGCGGGAGGAAGGAGGAACUUCUUCAGCGGAUAAAAACAUAGUUUUGGUCGACUAAAAUAAUGAAGAUUGUCUACUAGUUGUAUAUUUGUCACCAGCACUGGGGGUAGACCGCUCCAACACACAACAACAACAACAACGGAAACCAGAAAGACAGGAAAACAGUCCCCAUCUCGACAAAAUCAUUUCCGGGUGGCUGAAAUCUGUAUAAAUGUUUUAGUUUUUGAGUUCUCACCCGGUUUUUGACGCGAUUCAGUCAGCUGACGCUGAGCUUUUUUGUUUUGGGACUCUCGCUCUCCAACUUGCUUUUUUUCUACGAGGACUUCGGCUCUCUCCGCCUCGUCAGUGACCUUUACCCUCACCGCCACCCUCUGCAGCUUCCUUUUCUCUCUCGCUCGGUCCCGAGCGUCUGCUCGAGCGUCUGCUCGAGUGUCGCUGCGUAACGUUCCUGUCGAAGCAACAUGUAGUUUUUACCCACCAGGUCGCAGACGGAUCAUAGGUCAACUCUCAGUCGCUUUAUGUUGAUAUUUUCCACUCGUUUCUCAGUGAUCGGCUCCGUUCGCGAGUCGCCUUUUCACACACUCGGAGCUGCAGUCGAGUCCGCACAUAGUCAGAUUAACCCGCUGAACGCUUCCUAGCAGAUAAGACUGAAAAU